GCUGAGCGGAGCGCAGCGCGCAGCGGCCAAACCGCUGUCUGUCAUUAGCUGAGAGGCUGACAGAGGAGUGGCGGGGGGAGAGAGGAGCAGGAGGGAGGAGUGAGCGGUCCACACCGGCCCGAGAGGACAGAGGCGAAGGAAGGAGAGCGCCGGACCGAAAGGGAGAGAGAGAGAGAGAGUGAGAGAGAGGAGUGUGUGUGUGUGAGUGUGUGUGUGUGAGAGAGAGAGAGGUAGAGAGUGGGGAGACUGACAGGCGUUGCCGAAGGACGAACAGAGAAGCGUCGACAUGAGCGGUCAGUUUGAGGAAGAUUUCCACGACCGGGGCGAGAGGAAGAGCAGUAAAUCCCCGACGCUGCUCUCGUCUUACUGCAUAGACAGUAUUCUGGGCCGCCGGAGUCCCUGUAAGGUCAGACUGAUAGGCGCGCAAAGUUUGACGGGUCUGCCCGGCAGAGGGGAGCUGGACAAGACGGCUGACGGUCCAACGAAAGAGCAGCUUUCCCUCAGCGCCGACAUGCACCUGCCCCCCAAGCUCCGCCGGCUGUACGGACCGGGGGGCAAAUACCUCCACGAGCACGCGGAGAAGCUGGACAGAGAGCGGCUGCUCCUGGAGCAAGCCAGCGACAGCCUCAAGAUCAGCCAGGCGCCGCAGGUGAGCAUCAGCCGCAGCAAGUCCUACCGGGAGAACGCGUCGCUGAGCCGGGGGGAGGGCGACCAGAGCCCCGGGGAGGCCUCGGAGGACGGCAGCCUCGGGCUGGUGGAGCUCGGCCCGCUCAAGUUCGAGGAGGACGCCGGGAAGGAGGAGGAGAGCUGCGGGGACGCGGCCGCGCUGUCGCCGAAGGACGAGGAGCGGGAGAGCUUGAACGCCGGGGAUGGAGACGUGAGGGACGGGGAGGACAGCGUGUGUCUGUCGGCGGGCAGUGACUCAGAGGAGGGGAUGCUGAAACGGAAGCAGAGAAGAUACAGGACUACCUUCACCAGUUACCAGCUGGAGGAGCUGGAGAGGGCUUUCCAGAAGACACACUACCCCGACGUCUUCACCAGAGAAGAGCUCGCAAUGCGCCUGGAUCUCACCGAGGCCCGCGUUCAAGUGUGGUUCCAGAACCGCAGAGCCAAGUGGAGGAAGCGUGAGAAGGCCGGCGUGCAGGCCCAUCCCUCGGGCCUGCCCUUCCCGGGCCCGCUGGCGGCAGGCCAUCCUCUCAGCCACUACCUGGAGGGAGGGCCCUUCCCUCCCCACCCGCACCCGGCCCUGGAGUCCGCCUGGACGGCGGCUGCGGCGGCGGCGGCGGCCUUCCCGGGGCUGACCCCGCCGCCUCACAACAGCUCGGCGCCACCUCUGGCCACCCCGCUCGGCCUGGGCACCUUCCUGGGCACGGCCGCCAUGUUUCGCCACCCUGCCUUUAUCGGACCCACCUUUGGCAGGCUCUUCUCUAGUAUGGGUCCUCUGACUAGUGCUUCCACCGCUGCAGCUCUCCUGCGCCAGCCCGCCCCUCCCGUAGAAAACCCCUCCCAUGCGGGCCCUGUCCUCCCUGACCCUUCCUCUUCUUCCUCCUCCUCCACCUCUUCAUCAGCUGCUGCGGACCGCCGGGCCUCCAGUAUCGCCGCGCUGCGCCUCAAGGCCAAGGAACACUCGGCUCAACUCACCCAGCUUAACAUCCUGCCCACCGGAGCUGCGGGGAAGGAGGUGUGCUGAACACUCAACACCAGCUCUGAGCCUCCCCGUUCCGGGCUAACGUCCCAUUCCACGACACCCC
Messenger RNA from Salarias fasciatus (jewelled blenny), 1751 nucleotides. RefSeq names its product aristaless related homeobox a (gene arxa). Gene Ontology annotation, biological process: regulation of transcription by RNA polymerase II. Bases 287 to 1690 code for a protein of 467 amino acids. The record is from RefSeq and is a predicted model, not a curated record. The transcript has 5 exons. Gene Ontology annotation, molecular function: DNA-binding transcription factor activity, RNA polymerase II-specific; RNA polymerase II transcription regulatory region sequence-specific DNA binding. Lineage: Eukaryota; Metazoa; Chordata; Actinopteri; Blenniiformes; Blenniidae.